AUGGUGCAAUCCACUGUCCAAUUUGGUGGUUUGCCUUCUGAAGACCCCCAUAUGCACUUGGCGAAUUUCUUGGAGUUGUGUGAUACCUUCAAGUAUAAUGGGGUGAGCGACGAUGAAAUCAGAUUUGGCUCAGAAAUUCCUUGUCAAGUUCUUCCUCCAUCAAAAGAUGCUAAAUUGAGAUGGGAGAUUAAUAAUGUUUAUCAGCUGGAUGGUGAAUCUUUGUAUGACUCUUGGGAAAGGUUCAAGGAGCUAUUGAGAAAAUGUCCCCAUCAUGGUAUAGAACAGUGGAUGUUAGUCCACAAUUUUUACAACGAGUUGUGUGAUACAACAAGAACAAUUAUUGAUGUUGCAGCUGGUGGGGCAUUCAUGAAUAAGAGUGCCAAUGAAGCUUAUGAAUUGCAAGAGGACAUGGCCACAAACAAUCAUCAGUGGUCUGAUGAGAGGUCAUCUGGGGUUAGAAAGGUAGUUGGGGUACAUGAACUUGAUGCAAUUACUGCUCUUACAGCACAAGUAGCCUCGUUGACAAAACAAUUGCAGCAGGAUACUGUGUAUGCUAAUGUGAUUCAGAUGGCAGCUAGUUGUGAAAUUUGUGGUGGUUCUCACUCUUUUAAUCAGUGUCCUGCUAGUAAUAAUGAUAACAUUCCUAUGGACCAAGCUCAGGUUCAAGAUGUGGGAAAUUUUCAGAGGCCAUUCAACAAUCCAUUCUCCAACACUUACAAUGCUGGGUGGAGAAAUCACCCCAACUUUUCUUGGAGAAACAAUCAGGGUCACCAACCUCAGUUUCAGGGUCAGUUUCAGCUGAAUAUGCCUCAACAACCAAUGAAUCAAGCCUCUUCAUCACAACAGCCUAGGCCACAAGCUCCACCAGACAGGCCUAAUGAAUUACAAGCUGCACCUCAAGGAAACUUGCCUAGCAACACUGAAAUUAAUCAUAAGGAGCAAUGUCAGGCAAUUACUUUGAGGAGUGGUAAACAAAUUGAGCAGUCUAGUGUACAACAAUCAGUGGUUCAGAAUGAAGAUUUGGGUGAAAAGUCUGAUACAGUUGAGCAAGGGGUUACUGAAGAUCACAAGAGCACAAAGAAGAUUCCUCCAGUUGUUGUUGACCAACCAGACCGAGCUUUGGAGCAGAUGCCCAGUUAUGUAAAGUUCAUGAAAGAGAUUUUGUCUAAGAAAAGAAAGAUGGAAGACUAUGAAACUGUGGCGCUCACUGAAGAAUGUAGUUCAAUAUUGCAAAGGAAGCUGCCCCAAAAGUUGAGAGAUCCGGGGAGCUUUAAUAUACCUUGCACAAUUGGAAAAUUUGAGUGUAAGCAUGCCUUGUGUGAUUUGGGGGAGGAUGCAGACGUGCCUAUCAUUCUUGGAAGACCAUUCCUAGCCACGAGCCAAGCUCUCAUUGAUGUUCAGAAGGGUGAAUUGAAGCUUCGGGUUCAAGGGGAUGAGGUGGUAUUCAAUGUCUUCAAGGCAAUGACAUAUCCGAUGGCUAGUGACAAUUGCUAUAGUGUGGAUGUGAUAGAUAAAGCAGUCUCGAAAAGAAGGAAUUUUGAAGAGUUGGCGGAGGGACCCAAACGACCAUUAACAUCUAUUCAGCAGCCGCCGCAAUUGGAAUCAAAGGCUCUUCCAGAUCAUUUUUGUUAUGCAUACUUGGGUGAGAAGGAGACUUUACCUGUAAUUGUUUCAGCUGACCUCUCAAAAACUGAAUUGGAGAAAUUGUUGAGGGUUUUACGGGUUCAUAAAUUGGCCAUUGGAUGGACAUUGGGGGAUAUUAGAGGAAUAAGUCCUUCAACAGUAAUGCAUAAAAUUUUAUUGGAGGAAGAUAGAAAGCCAUCUAUAGAGGCUUAG
Messenger RNA from Humulus lupulus (European hop), 1836 nucleotides. RefSeq lists its product as uncharacterized. The record is from RefSeq and is a predicted model, not a curated record. NCBI's taxonomy places the organism in Eukaryota, Viridiplantae, Streptophyta, Magnoliopsida, Rosales, Cannabaceae. Bases 1 to 1836 code for a protein of 611 amino acids. The transcript has 6 exons.